UACUGGUGAGAAAGUAGAUCAGGGACAAUCCAAAAACAACCCCCAAGACCCAACGCUUCCUCAAGAGUCUACGUAACACCAUGGAGACGUUCUUUGGAAUAUGUGCCAGGUCCAGUUUUGGAACACUUGCUGACAGACUGGGUGCCAUGCAGAGAAGACACAGCAGCAACACAGAUGGCAUGCCACCAGAGAGGAACAGGAGCCAAACACUAGGCUCUGAAAGCAGCCUUGAUGAAGGUGGAGUAUUUGACUGCCUCAAGCCAGACUCUCCCACAACCCCUCAGCAACUCUUCUCUGGAUUGGUCGGGGUGUCGUCUGGCGCGGUGACCUCAGCACCCUUCCAGGCUGCCGGGCUGGUCUUGGGCUCGCCUCCAGACGUGUUCAUCCAGAUGACCACGUCCUCCAGGGAGGAGGGUUCCCACCGCACUGAGAGCCAGCCAUUCCUGCCUCGCCAGGCCCAGCACCAUCAUCACCAUCACCACUUCCAUCAGGCAUCGCAGAGCCGCUCCUCGUUGCUGCACUCGGCCUCUUCCUCCGCCACUGACCGCCACAGCAGCCGGGACGAGGGGGGCGAGGACCCCUCCACCCCUGCGCCAGCCCUCUCGGAGCUCAAGGCAGUGGUCAGCUGGUUGCAGAGGGGCAUCCCCUUUAUCCUAAUACUCCUUGUCAAAGUCUGUUUCCAGCAUAAGUUAGGUAUUUCUGUAUGCAUUGGAAUGGCAAGCACAUUUGCCUUUGCCAACUCGGCUCUGAAACACCAGGUGUCUUUACGGGAGGAGAGGUCUGUGUUUGUCACGCUAUGGAUCGUGGUUUUCCUUGCAGGGAACAUUGCGUAUCUGUAUUACACGUUUAGUUCAGAAGAGCUCUACAACAGCCUUAUAUUUGCCAAGCCAAGUAUCAACAGCUUUGACUUCUUCGAUCUCAUCUGGGUGGUUGGCAUCACUGAUUUUGUCCUGAAGUAUAUCACCAUUGGAUUCAAAUGCGUCAUUCUGUUUCUUCCCAAAAUCCUCCUGGCUUUCAAAUCCAGGGGGAAGUUCUAUUUGGUCAUUGAGGAGCUGAGUCAACUAUUCCGGGCUUUGGUGCCCAUCCAGUUGUGGUACAAGUACAUUAUGGGGGAAGACCCUUCAAACAGCUAUUUCCUUGGUGCCAUGCUGAUAAUCAUUUACAGCCUUUGCAAGUCCUUCGAUGUCUGUGGGAGAAUAUCAGCCAUCCGCAAAGCUUUGGUGGUUCUGUGUAGCUCUCAGAGUUACGGUAUGAGGGCUAGCAGCCAGCAGUGCACUGAAGCAGGAGACGUGUGUGCCAUCUGCCAGUCUGAGUUCAGAGACCCUGUGGCUUUGCUCUGCCAGCAUGUCUUCUGUGAGGACUGUCUGUGCCAGUGGUUUGAUCGAGAGCGAACAUGCCCGUUGUGUCGCUCGGCAGUCAUUGAGACGGUACGCUGCUGGAAGGAUGGCACCACCUCGGCACACUUUCAGAUCUAUUAGCCGCUUCUAAACAUUCCCUAGAGCUCUGGCACAGAACUGGACAUCUCCUGUAAUCGCAGGCUCAUACAUUUAAGUCACUGGUUGUUACAUGAAUGUAAACAUUAAAUACUACAAAAGAGACAAGAAACUUCCAUUAAUGUUUCAAAGACGAUAUUGGCAAUGGCUACCUGGUACAUGCAUUCCUCAUACUGAUCUGCACAUUAUGUGGCUCUGUUGCAGUAUUGCACUGUUAGUUUUGUAUUUGCCACUCACCUGAGCAAUUAAAAUGUGAACACAACAUUGUUUGAAUAUUAACAGUAUUUUUUAUUUGAAAUCAUUAUUGACCAUUAUAUUAUUUAAGCUACUCAAAACCGUAAAUAAAAUGGCAAGUUUCAGUGUU
This is a messenger RNA of Alosa alosa (allis shad), 1857 nucleotides long. RefSeq names its product ring finger protein, transmembrane 2 (gene rnft2). Gene Ontology annotation, molecular function: ubiquitin protein ligase activity. The coding region runs from base 81 to 1478 and encodes 465 amino acids. The record is from RefSeq and is a predicted model, not a curated record. The transcript has 10 exons. Gene Ontology annotation, biological process: positive regulation of ERAD pathway. Lineage: Eukaryota; Metazoa; Chordata; Actinopteri; Clupeiformes; Clupeidae.